CUUUCACAGGAUGUCAGGAAACAUGUCUCUUCUGUCAGUGAAUCCCACAAGCAUUUGGGAAAAUUCUUCUGUGCUGAAUGCCACCCCUCACUUUCCUUCUGGCUGGGAGACACCCACAUUCACUGUGGCCGCCCACUUUCGUGUGGUGGCCACCCUGGUGCUCUUUGUCUUUGCAGCUAUCAGUAACCUCUCAGUGCUGAUCAGUGUGACCAGGGGACGAGGACGCCACCUGGCCUCCCACCUGCGGCCUCUCAUUGCCAGCCUGGCCUCCGCUGACUUGGUUAUGACUUUUGUGGUGAUGCCACUCGAUGCUAUAUGGAAUAUCACAGUGCAGUGGUAUGCAGGCGAUGCCAUGUGCAAGAUUCUCUGCUUCCUCAAGCUUUUUGCCAUGCAUUCGGCAGCAUUUAUCCUGGUGGUGGUGAGUCUGGACAGGCACCAUGCAAUCCUGCACCCGCUGGAAGCUUUGGACGCUGGCCGUAGGAACAGGAGGAUGCUGCUGGUUGCCUGGAUCCUCAGCAUCCUGCUCGCCUCUCCACAGUUAUUUAUUUUCAGGGCCAUUAAGGCUGAAGGAGUUGACUUUGUACAGUGUGUAAGUCAUGGAAGCUUUCAGCAGCGCUGGCAGGAAACAGCUUACAACAUGUUCCACUUUGUCACCCUGUAUGUGUUCCCUCUACUGGUAAUGAGCUUCUGCUAUACGCGAAUCCUUGUGGAAAUCAACCGCCAGAUGCCUCGUGGUAAAGGGAAGGGUGGGGAACCUUGUCUGAGACGCAGUGGAACCAACAUGAUUCCCAAAGCACGCAUGAAGACCCUGAAGAUGACGAUCAUCAUUGUGGCAUCAUUUGUGGUGUGCUGGACACCGUACUACUUGCUCGGCAUCUGGUACUGGUUCCAGCCUCGUAUGCUGCAGUUGAUGCCAGAAUACAUCCAUCACGCUCUCUUCGUCUUCGGCAACCUCAACACAUGCUGCGAUCCGGUCAUUUAUGGUUUCUUCACACCCUCGUUCCGAGCGGACAUAGCCAGUUGCUUCUCCAGAAGGAAUCAAAACUCUUCUCCUAAAUCACUGGACCGACUCUCCGCAAGGAGAGGGGGCGCAAGCAGAGAAGCCGAGUCGGACCUUGGAAGCGGUGACCAGCCCAGUGGACAACAAACAUAGAGGGUCAAGACACCUCUAUUAGGUAGAUAUACUAUUUGGGGUGUGGAUUUUGCCCUGUAAACAUGAAAUACAGAACUUUCACUCUGUGUCCAAACAUCUACGCUGCAGGUGGUGUCUUGGUAUUUAUAGUAUGAGCAAGUAUCCAUUUGCUUGAAUUGGGUUUGAAUCCACUUGAACAUGGAACAGCAACAGUAUCACAUUGUGGUUUCAAGCUUGGAUAUCUUCUGGAAAGACGGAACUACAGGUAAAUAUGAAUGUAAAGGACCAAAUCACAGCACAAUGCUUCAGGCAAUACCUUGAACAUGAGAUGUUUGCCUGUCUGGAACAGGGUUAUAAAUAUACAGUGCCUCAUAUAACAGCUUACGUGUUUGGAAUCAGUUAAUGAGGACCUCUAAUUAAUUAUCUCAGAGUUCAGAGGGACAACCCCAGCUAAAAGCUUCUCUGACACGUUGCUUAUCUAACAUUUCCUCUCUGCAUCCUGAUUAGGAAUGUUACUUAAUGUUUUACAAUGGCCUUAGCACAUGAAUCAUUCAUUUAAAUGAAAUGCUGUUGUGAGUGUUCAGGCUUUCACACUGUUUAUCUGUGGAAUCACCGUAGAUGUUCUUUGCGGAAUUCAUCCAGUCGUGUUUUCAGUGUAUUGUUUUGAUGAUGAUAUGCAAUCUUUGUGGUGUGUGCUUGUGAUUAAAAAUGAAUGUGG
Sinocyclocheilus grahami is the source of this 1850-nucleotide messenger RNA. Its product is annotated as gonadotropin-releasing hormone II receptor-like. NCBI's taxonomy places the organism in Eukaryota, Metazoa, Chordata, Actinopteri, Cypriniformes, Cyprinidae. Gene Ontology annotation, biological process: cellular response to hormone stimulus; G protein-coupled receptor signaling pathway. Gene Ontology annotation, molecular function: peptide binding; protein-hormone receptor activity; G protein-coupled receptor activity. The record is from RefSeq and is a predicted model, not a curated record. The coding region runs from base 11 to 1153 and encodes 380 amino acids. Gene Ontology annotation, cellular component: plasma membrane. The transcript has 3 exons.